This is a messenger RNA of Pseudozyma hubeiensis SY62, 1623 nucleotides long. RefSeq lists its product as hypothetical. Gene Ontology annotation, molecular function: ATP binding; proton-transporting ATP synthase activity, rotational mechanism; ATP hydrolysis activity. Bases 1 to 1623 code for a protein of 540 amino acids. Gene Ontology annotation, biological process: proton transmembrane transport; proton motive force-driven mitochondrial ATP synthesis. The transcript has 2 exons. Lineage: Eukaryota; Fungi; Basidiomycota; Ustilaginomycetes; Ustilaginales; Ustilaginaceae. The record is from RefSeq and is a predicted model, not a curated record.
AUGCCUGUCAUCCAGCGCACCGCCGUGCGCGCUGCCAGCCGCUCCGCUCUCCGAGCCCGACAGAAUGCCGCCGCUCUUUCCACUGUCGCCCGCGCCGCUGUGAACGCUUCUUCCAGCGUCCGUGCUGCCGCCCCCAAGAUCGCCGUCGCUGCCGUCAAGCCCGCCGUCCAGGCCCGUGGUCUCGCCACCGAGGCCUCGCCCAAGGGUCAGACCGGUGCCGUCAAGACCGUCAUUGGUCCUGUCGUCGACGUUCAGUUCGACACCGAGGACCUCCCCUCUAUCUUCAACGCCCUCGAGGUCCAGAAUGUCGUCGGCGGUGGUCGUCUCGUUCUCGAAGUCGCCCAGCACCUGGGUGAGAACACUGUCCGAGCUAUUGCCAUGGAGGGUACCGAGGGUCUCGUUCGUGGCCAGAAGGUCGUCGACACUGGUCUUCCCAUUCAGAUCCCCGUCGGUCCCGGCACCCUUGGCCGUAUCAUGAACGUCAUUGGUGAGCCCAUGGACGAGCGUGGACCCAUCAAGGGCAACAAGCUCGCUCCCAUUCACGUCGAGCCCCCUGCGUUCGUCGACCAGUCCACCAAGGCCGAGGUCCUUGAGACCGGUAUCAAGGUCGUCGACCUCCUCGCCCCCUACGCCCGUGGUGGUAAGAUUGGCCUCUUCGGUGGUGCCGGUGUCGGAAAGACCGUGCUUAUCCAGGAGCUCAUCAACAACGUUGCCAAGGCCCACGGUGGUUACUCCGUCUUCACCGGUGUCGGUGAGCGUACCCGUGAGGGUAACGAUCUCUACCACGAGAUGAUCGAGACCGGUGUCAUCAACCUCCAGGGUGACUCCAAGGUCGCUCUCGUCUUCGGUCAGAUGAACGAGCCCCCUGGUGCCCGUGCCCGUGUCGCCCUUACCGGUCUCACCAUCGCCGAGUACUUCCGUGACGAGGAGGGCCAGGACGUGCUUCUCUUCAUCGACAACAUUUUCCGUUUCACCCAGGCCGGUUCCGAGACUUCGGCUCUUCUCGGUCGUAUCCCCUCCGCCGUAGGUUACCAGCCCACCCUCGCCACCGACAUGGGUGUCAUGCAGGAGCGAAUUACCACCACCAAGAAGGGUUCCAUUACCUCGGUACAGGCCGUAUACGUGCCCGCCGAUGACUUGACUGACCCUGCCCCCGCCACCACCUUCGCCCACUUGGACGCCACCACUGUGUUGUCCCGUGGUAUUGCCGAGCUUGGUAUCUACCCCGCUGUCGACCCUCUCGACUCCAAGUCGCGUAUGCUUGACCCUGCCGUUGUCGGUCGCGAGCACUACGACAUCGCCACCGGUGUCCAGAAGCUUCUCCAGGACUACAAGUCGCUCCAGGAUAUCAUUGCCAUUCUUGGUAUGGACGAGCUUUCCGAAGAGGACAAGCUCACCGUCGAGCGUGCCCGUAAGAUCCAGCGUUUCAUGAGCCAGCCUUUCGCUGUCGCCCAGGUCUUCACUGGUAUCGAGGGCAAGCUCGUCUCGCUCAAGGACACCAUCUCGGCCUGCAAGGAGAUCCUCCGUGGUGACCACGAUGCUCUCCCCGAGUCCGCUUUCUACAUGUGCGGUGGUAUCGACGAUGUCAAGAAGAAGGCCGAGGAGAUCGCCCGCAGCUCCUAA